AUGUCUGAUCGUAAACGCAAGUUCCAAGACGACGACCAACAUUCACACCAUAAAAUCAGCCGUGCACACAAUGCUAUGGAUGCUGCUACUCAAGCCCAUCUUGUUGCCAAACAUUACAACGAUCGACCCGACGUUGGCCGUGAGAAGCGAAAGGAAUCCAAAAUCAUACGACUACGCAGCUUCAACAACUGGAUCAAGAGCACCCUCAUUCGAGACCAUAUUCGGCGUCAGUACACUGUAUUUGACAUGGGUUGUGGAAAGGGUGGUGACCUUAACAAGUUUGCAAAGGCGCAUAUCAGGCACUUGGUGGCAGCAGAUAUCGCCCAUGUAUCACUUGAACAAAUGAAGGAGCGAUACAAAACGAUGCGAAAGCCUGGUUUCACAGCCGAGUUUUAUGCAAUGGAUUGUUAUCAGGAACCAAUUGCACCAAAGUUAAAUCCCAACCUUCGAUUCGACGCCGUAUCAAUGCAAUUCUGCUUGCACUAUGCAUUCGAGACUGAAGAAAAGGCACGCAUGAUGUUACAAAAUGUGGCUGGCCGGCUACGUCGUGGAGGUCGAUUCAUUGGCACCAUGCCUGAUGCGAGCUGGAUUGUGAAGCGUGUUCGUGAGCAACCUGAAGGUGUUUAUCGCUUUGGCAACAGUAUUUACAGCAUCGAUUUUGAAGACACAUUGAAGGAAGGCGUUGGCAAAGGCUUGACCAAGUUUGGAUGCCGGUACAUGUUUCAUCUCGUUGACGCUGUGGAUUGUCCCGAAUACCUUGUCCAUUGGGGAACUUUUGAAACAUUGGCCAAAUCCUAUGGUUUGCGACUCUUGUUCAAAGAAAACUUCCAUGAUUACUACAACAACGCAUCUCGCGAUGAUGACUCCCGAAAAUUGCUCGAACGUAUUGGUGUGAUUGGUGGUCCAUUACCUGAAAUGUCAGAGGAGGAAUGGGAAGCAGCACGCGUUUAUUUGGCAUUUGCAUUUGAAAAAGAGUAG
Lichtheimia ornata is the source of this 978-nucleotide messenger RNA. RefSeq lists its product as uncharacterized. The record is from RefSeq and is a predicted model, not a curated record. Lineage: Eukaryota; Fungi; Mucoromycota; Mucoromycetes; Mucorales; Lichtheimiaceae. Gene Ontology annotation, cellular component: nucleus. Gene Ontology annotation, biological process: 7-methylguanosine mRNA capping. Bases 1 to 978 code for a protein of 325 amino acids. The transcript has 5 exons. Gene Ontology annotation, molecular function: mRNA 5'-cap (guanine-N7-)-methyltransferase activity.